CCGUGUGUGUGUGUGUGCGCCGUACAGUUGCACCUCCCUCCCUGUGUGACUCUGUGUGUGUGUGUGUGUGUGUGUGUGUGUGUGUGUGUGUGUGUGGUGCACAGUCUGCACCUCCCUCUCUCCCCUCCCUUCCUCCCACACCCCGAGGGUACCAGCCUCCCCCUCCCCCUGGAUCACUGCUAAACUGUCAGGAGCUCUCAGACGCCGUGCUGGUCGCACACUCUCUCCUCCGGCCCGGGCCGAGCCAUGGAGCGGCGGCGGAGCACGGCCGCCCUCCUCCCGGUGGCGCUUCUCUGCCGGACCUACCCCUACUUCUGCUGCCUGGUCUGCUGGAUGCUAGAGGGGUGCAGCGGUGCUGCGGGACACAACCAAGUUAAUUUACUGGACUCCAGAGCUGUAAUGGGAGAGCUGGGGUGGAUAGCCUAUCCAAAGAAUGGGUGGGAAGAAAUCAGUGAGGUUGAUGAGAAUUACAGUCCCAUACACACAUACCAGGUAUGUAAUGUUAUGGAGCAAAACCAGAACAACUGGUUGCAGACUAACUGGAUCUCCAAUGAAGGAGCCAACCGUAUUUUCAUUGAGCUGAAGUUCACAUUACGGGACUGCAACAGUCUCCCCGGAGGCCUCGGCACUUGUAAAGAGACAUUUAAUGUGUAUCAUUUUGAAUCGGAUGAUGAAGAUGGGAGAUACAUCAGAGAGAACCAGUACACUAAAAUUGACACAAUAGCAGCAGAUGAAAGUUUCACCGAGCUUGAUCUCGGAGAUCGAGUCAUGAAGUUAAACACAGAGGUCCGAGAGGUUGGCCCCCUGUCUAAAAAGGGAUUCUACCUCGCCUUUCAGGAUGUUGGUGCCUGCAUUGCUUUGGUCUCCGUGCGAGUGUACUACAAGAAAUGUCCAUCUACAUUCCGUAACCUUGCUAUCUUUGAAGAUACGAUCACAGGAGCUGAUUCAUCUUCACUGGUGGAGGUGCCAGGUACAUGUGUCAACAAUUCAAUACAAGAUGACACUCCAAAAAUGUACUGCAGUGCUGAUGGGGAGUGGUUGGUUCCGAUUGGGAGGUGCAUGUGCAAAGAAGGCUAUGAAGAGCGAGACAACGCUUGUCAAGUUUGUCAACCAGGAUUCUUUAAGGCUUCACCGUACAGUCCGUACUGCAGCAAGUGUCCUCCCUACAGUUAUACGUAUGACAGGGGAUCAGUUUUGUGUCACUGUAUGGAAAAUUAUUUCAGAAGAGACAAUGACCCACCCUCGAUGGCUUGCACUAGACCACCCUCAGCCCCACAGAAUGUCAUCUCCAAUAUCAAUAACACCAGUGUGAUCCUGGACUGGAGCCCCCCUGCUGACGCAGGAGGGAGGAAGGAUGUGAUGUACCUGGUGGUCUGCAAGAGGUGCAGUGUGGAUUUGAUUGAGUGUGACGAGUGUGGUGGUGGAGUCCGAUAUAUCCCUCAGGAGACAGGGCUGAAGAACACUUCAGUGAUGGUGGUGGAUCUCCUGGCUCACACCAAUUACACCUUCGAGAUUGAAGCGGUGAAUGGAGUGUCAGAGCUCAGCCCCAUCCCCAGGCAGUUUGUGUCUGUAAAUGUCACGACAAAUCAAGCAGCACCUUCACCAAUCAGUGUUGUCAAAAAGAAGAAGGUAGCCAAAAAUAGCAUCUCCUUGAUGUGGCAGGAACCAAACCGACCCAAUGGCAUUAUACUGGAGUAUGAGAUCAAGUAUUUUGAAAAGGAUCAGGAGACCAGCUACACCAUCAUUAAAUCCAAGGAGACUGAGAUCCUGGUCGAUGGUCUGAAGCCCACCACAGUGUACAUCUUUCAGAUACGAGCCCGGACAGCCGCAGGCUACGGGGGCUACAGUCGGAAAUUUGAGUUUGAAACCAGCCCGGUGUCCUUGCCUGCCGGUGACCAGAGUCAGGUGCCAAUCAUUGGGGUGUCCGUGGCCGUGGGUAUGAUCCUGGUGGCAGUGGUGUCUGGACUGCUGCUUAGUGGAAGGCGAUGUGGGUACAGUAAAGCCAAGCAGGAUCCAGAAGAGGAGAAGAUGCACUUCCACAAUGGUCACAUUAAAUUGCCAGGUAUAAGAACAUAUAUUGAUCCUCAUACCUAUGAAGAUCCAAGCCAAGCUGUUCACGAAUUUGCCAAGGAAAUCGAUGCCUCAUGUAUAACCAUCGAAAGGGUCAUUGGUGCAGGUGAAUUUGGUGAGGUAUGUAGUGGUCGUCUGAAGUUACCUGGGAAAAGAGAGUUUCCAGUUGCCAUCAAAACUCUAAAAGUUGGUUACACGGAGAAACAGCGCAGGGAUUUCCUCGGUGAAGCGAGUAUUAUGGGACAGUUUGACCAUCCAAACAUCAUCCACCUUGAGGGGGUGGUCACUAAAAGUAAACCAGUUAUGAUAGUGACAGAAUAUAUGGAGAAUGGCUCUCUUGAUACUUUUUUAAAGAAGAACGAUGGCCAGUUUACAGUAAUCCAGCUGGUGGGAAUGUUGAGAGGAAUUGCCUCAGGAAUGAGGUAUCUUUCAGACAUGGGUUAUGUCCACCGAGAUCUGGCUGCUCGAAACAUCUUGGUCAACAGUAACCUGGUCAGUAAGGUUUCUGAUUUCGGUCUUUCCCGAGUGCUGGAGGAUGACCCAGAAGCUGCUUACACAACAAAGGGAGGAAAGAUCCCCAUCAGGUGGACAGCUCCUGAGGCGAUCGCUUACCGCAAGUUCACCUCAGCCAGUGAUGUCUGGAGUUAUGGAAUUGUCAUGUGGGAGGUGAUGUCGUAUGGAGAGAGACCUUACUGGGAAAUGACUAAUCAAGAUGUGAUAAAGGCCGUGGAUGAGGGCUACCGCUUGCCUACUCCCAUGGACUGUCCUGCCACCCUUUACCAGUUGAUGCUUGACUGUUGGCAGAAGGAUCGCAACAGCCGGCCCAAGUUUGAAGAAAUAGUUAGCAUCUUAGAUAAAAUGAUUCGCAAUCCCUGCAGCUUGAAGAUGUUGGUUAAUGCCUCCACAAGAGGGUCUAAUUUGCUAGUGGAGCACAACGCUGGUCUCAGUGCAUACCGGUCUGUGGGAGAAUGGCUGGAGUCACUUAAGAUGGGUCAGUACACAGAAAAUUUCAAUGAAAGUGGAUACACCUCGUUGGAUGUGGUUACCAAAAUAACUCUGGAAGAUUUGAAGAGAAUCGGUGUGGGUCUUGCUGGCCACCAAAAGAAGAUAAUGAACAGCAUUCAGGAGCUGCGAGUUCAGUUUAUGAACGGCAUGAUGCCUGUGUGA
Pristis pectinata (smalltooth sawfish) is the source of this 3237-nucleotide messenger RNA. RefSeq names its product ephrin type-A receptor 5-like. Gene Ontology annotation, molecular function: protein binding; transmembrane-ephrin receptor activity; ATP binding. The record is from RefSeq and is a predicted model, not a curated record. Gene Ontology annotation, biological process: cell surface receptor protein tyrosine kinase signaling pathway; axon guidance; protein phosphorylation. NCBI's taxonomy places the organism in Eukaryota, Metazoa, Chordata, Chondrichthyes, Rhinopristiformes, Pristidae. Gene Ontology annotation, cellular component: neuron projection; plasma membrane.